Messenger RNA from Notechis scutatus (mainland tiger snake), 924 nucleotides. Its product is annotated as olfactory receptor 10A7-like. Gene Ontology annotation, molecular function: G protein-coupled receptor activity; olfactory receptor activity. The record is from RefSeq and is a predicted model, not a curated record. NCBI's taxonomy places the organism in Eukaryota, Metazoa, Chordata, Lepidosauria, Squamata, Elapidae. Gene Ontology annotation, cellular component: membrane. Gene Ontology annotation, biological process: G protein-coupled receptor signaling pathway.
AUGAAUAUCACAGAAUUUAUUAUUUUGGGUUUUGGAAAAUUUGGACAAUGGCAGUCUAUUCUUUUUUUUACUUUUCUAGUGUUUUAUAUUGUAGCCAUGGCUGGGAAUAUUCUCAUUGUAAUUUUAGUUGCUGUUGAUCAACAUCUUCAUACACCCAUGUAUUUCUUCCUGGGAAAUUUGUCAUGCCUGGAAACUUGCUAUAUUUCAAAUAUUUUACCCAAGAUGAUGGUCGGCUUAUUGACUGAUGAAAAUACCAUUUCAUUCAAUGGUUGUUUUUUGCAAUUUUUUUGGUUUGGUUUGCUAGUGGCUACUGAAUGUUAUCUCCUAUCUGUAAUGUCAUAUGAUCGAUAUUUAGCAAUAUGCAAACCAUUGCAUUAUACAACAAGUAUGAAUGCUCGGAUUUGUAUCCAGCUAGCAGUUUCUUCAUGGAUAAAUGGCCUUAUAGCUGCUUUGAUCCUUUUAAGUUUAAUGCUACAACUUACAUUCUGUGGUCAAAAUGAAAUUGAUCACUAUUUUUGUGACACUCUUCCAUUAAUGAAACUUUCCUGCAGUGAUACCAGCUUGGUAGAACUUACAAGUUUUAUCUUUACCUUUGCAUUUACACUACCUCCUUUUGUCCUUACCAUGACUUCCUAUAUAUACAUCAUAAUUACUAUCUUGAGAAUUCCUUCCACUAUUGGGAGGAAAAAAGCCUUUUCCACUUGCUCAUCUCAUCUGAUAGUAGUUUCUAUGUUUUAUGGAGCCAUCAUGAUUGUAUAUUUGUUACCAAAAUCUGAAGCACUUAGUGAGGUUAGAAAAAUAUUUUCUCUAUUAUAUACAGUCCUUCCCCCUGUUGCAAAUCCUCUCAUUUACAGCCUGAGAAAUAAGGAGGUGAAGGAUGCCAUUAAGAAGACAUCAAGAAAGUUUAUAUCAUUUAGGUUUUAA